AUGAGGAGGCGGAGUAGGAAGAAGAAGAAGAAGAAAGUAGAUGCUCAAUGGACAGGGAGUGGGGGAGGAGGCUCGGUACGAGGCAGGAGGGCCCUGCUGAGCAUCGAUGCCAGGUGGUGUGCGGAAGUAAUGAUGCUGGAGGCUCAACCUUGGAGAUAUCGGGGGGAUGUUUCAGGGGUAAGGAGAUCGGAGAUGAGACACGCACCAGGAUGGUCGGGGGCGGGCAACGCCAGUAGAAAGAAGGCAAAGGGGGAACAGGGAGGAGGGUGGAGAACAUGA
Nannizzia gypsea CBS 118893 is the source of this 279-nucleotide messenger RNA. RefSeq lists its product as hypothetical. The record is from RefSeq and is a predicted model, not a curated record. NCBI's taxonomy places the organism in Eukaryota, Fungi, Ascomycota, Eurotiomycetes, Onygenales, Arthrodermataceae. The coding region runs from base 1 to 279 and encodes 92 amino acids. The transcript has 2 exons.